This is a messenger RNA of Penicillium odoratum, 2265 nucleotides long. Its product is annotated as glycoside hydrolase family 3 protein. The transcript has 3 exons. Lineage: Eukaryota; Fungi; Ascomycota; Eurotiomycetes; Eurotiales; Aspergillaceae. The record is from RefSeq and is a predicted model, not a curated record. Gene Ontology annotation, biological process: glucan catabolic process. The coding region runs from base 1 to 2265 and encodes 754 amino acids. Gene Ontology annotation, molecular function: beta-glucosidase activity.
AUGAAGAUCCACUCCCUUUCCUUCCUAUCACUUUGUAUAAGCUCCGUAGGUGCCCUGCGGGAUAAUUCGAGCACAGGUCUCCUCUCCACUGGUGAUGUCUUCCUCGGUGAUUGGCAGUCGGCUUAUGAAAAGGCCGUUAAUUUUGUGUCCAAGUUGAACACCACAGAGAAAAUUAAAUUGAUCACAGGAAGUGGUGCCGAAACCACGGAUGGCUCGUCUUUCACUGCCCUUGAAUUUCUAGAUGGAGAUAUGGGCCUGCAAGACUAUUACUAUGCUUCUGCCUUCAGCCUGGCAUCAGCAAUUGGCAUGACAUGGGAUAAAGUGGCCAUGUAUGAACAAGCUAAAGCGGUUGGUACCGAGUUCUAUGGCAAGGGUAUCCAGGUCGUCGAUGGUCCAACAUCUCAGCCUCUGGGACGGACACCUUGGGGCGGACGUUUGGUCGAGACGAUGGGAGCCGAUCCGUACUUGAAUGGAAUUGCUACGGGAUUGACAGCCAGAGCAUACAAAGAUGUUGGAGUCAUUGCUGGUAUCAAACAUUUCAUUUUGAACGAGCAAGAGACGAACCGUGCUGCGAUGGGCCAAGAUACCUCUGGGGUUGCUCCCUAUUCCUCCAACGUGGAUUCCAAAACCUUCCAUGAGACAUAUCUCUGGUCUUUCUACGAUGGUGUACACUCGGGUGCUGGUGGUGUCAUGUGCGCAAUGACCAAAGUCAAUGGGACUCUCUCGUGCGAGUCUUCAUCGCUUCUGCUGGAAACUCUCAAGACCGAACUCGGAUUCCCGGGUCUGGUCUUCCCAGACACAAAUGGCCAGGAACAUGCCCUCGCUUCCGCAGUCAACGGGCUUGACUAUGGUUCAUCUAUGCUGUGGUCUAGCUCCAACAUCAAGGACUUCCUUGAGAACAAGACAAUGUCUGAAGCCCGUCUGACCGACAUGGCAGUUCGCAACCUAAUGGGAUACUACCAUGUCGGCCUUGACAGCGGAAAACAACCUUACACCGCAGACACAGGCGCCUACGUUGAUGUUCGAGCCAAUCACUCCAAGCUCAUUCGCGCCUACGGUUCCAAGUCCAUGGUUCUUCUUAAAAAUACAGACAAUGCGCUCCCGCUCAAGAAACCCCACAAGAUGGCCAUCUUCGGAUCUCACGCACGCGCUGCGAUUGCCGGCCCUAAUAUGGCUUUUAGUGUUAUGGGAUCUGGACCAACCUACGAUGGACACCUUGCGUCAGGCUCCGGAUCUGGCCAAGGAUCUUUGCCAUACCUAAUUACGCCCGAACUUGCACUGACACUCAGGGCUAGCCAAGACGGAACCAUGCUUCGCUGGGUUGCAAACGACACUUAUUCCUCUUCGGGUGGUUCUACCCUGGUCAUGCAAGGCUCCGACAGUACUGCCAUCACCCCAUCAAUUAGCAACUACGCAGAGAACAUGGAUGUCUGUCUGGUGUUCAUUAAUGCACUGGCUGGUGAGGGUGCAGACCGCACUGAACUUUCCAACUCCGACCAAGACAGCCUCGUGAAGGAGGUCGCAGAGAACUGCGAAAACACUGUCGUCGUGAUCAACACUGUCGGAGCACGCAUUGUUGACGAGUGGAUCGAGCACGAUAAUGUUACUGCAGUGCUGUACGGCAGUCUUCUAGGUGAACAAUCAGGCUACUCGAUUGUCGAUGUUCUCUACGGAGAUGUCAACCCCAGUGGUCGACUGACUUACACGAUCGCCAAGAACGAGUCAGACUACAACGUGGGAAUCUGCUACACCGCGAACUGCAAUUUCACUGAAGGCAACCACAUUGACUACCGCUACUUCGACGCCUACAAUGUGACGCCACGCUACGAAUUCGGCUACGGUCUGUCAUACACCAACUUCACCUACUCGGCUCUCAACAUCGAUUCGCCGUCGCCACUCUCGUACUACCCUACCGGCAAGCUUGCCGUUGGAGGCUACGAGGAUCUCUGGGAUACAGUCGCGAAUGUGUCCGUCGUGAUUAGGAAUACCGGUACUGUCAGCGGCGUAGAGGUGCCUCAGCUGUAUGUCAAAUACCCCAGAUCUGCAAAGCAGCCUGUUCGCCAACUGCGUGGAUUCGAGAAUGUCAACAUUGCUGCGGGCAAGCAGGCGCAGGUGGAAUUUGGGCUACGCCGGCGAGAUAUCUCACACUGGGACGUGAAGGCUCAGAAAUGGGCAGUUGCACCCGGUACAUACGGGAUUUAUAUUGGAGCCAGCUCACGAGAUCUGAGAUUACAUGGAAGCUUUGAUGUUGAAACAGAAGCUUGA